UUAAUUUCUUUAAUUAAACUUCAUUUGUUAAAAUUUGUAAUUAUUAAUUAUAAAAGAAUAAAGAAAAAUGAAUUCAGUUUUCUUGAUUGAAAACUAUUUUUAGUUUUAGAAUUUGACGAAAAAAAAGUCGUAGCGAAACCAAAAUUAUCGACAUAAAAAAAAUUGUACGUUUUUGAAACGUCUAGGUUCUUCUUUUUAUCGUAAAUAUAUAUAUAAAAAAAUAGUGAUAAAAUGCUGUUCUUUUUAGGGCCCGUAUCACUAAUAUUUAGGUGGUAUCGUCUUUCCUGAAAAGGAACUUCAAGUAAUUAUUUUGACGAAUGUCAAAAAUCGACACUGCCAAGUUGAAAUGAAAUUAUUUGUUAGAAAAAGAAAACAAUGGCAAACAAGCGAAAUCGGAAUUUCAAAUUUACACAAUAUUUAUUUAUUUAUGUACAAAUAAAGUAGAAAUUUAAAAAUUCAAUAUUAAAAAUCGAUUUCGAAAAAAAAGAAAAUAGAAAGAAAAUUAUUUAUAAUUAGGUAAUUAUGUGAAUAGAGAAAAUUUUUUUUCUACGAAAAAGAAAACAAUUCAAUCUUGGUAAUAAUUAAUUUUUUUAAUUAUUCCAUGUAAAAAGUGAGAUAUAAAAAAAAUGUUUGCAAAAUUUUACGAUUGCCAUUUAAUUUCUAACAAAUAAAAUGAAAUUAGAAAAGUGAAAUUAGGAGGAAAAGAACUACUGCCAGUAUCGUAUGUAAAUAUUCCUUUUUUGUAAGCUAUAAAUAGUUAUGUUAUUAAAAAAAAGAAAGCAUAUGUUCUGUAUGAAUGUUAUACUGGGAUUCUGUAAUUUUUGUGGUUGUGCGUUUCAUGAGUGUGAGAAAAAUGUGGGAAAAAAAAAGAUUGAAUGGCGCUUUAAUCAAAUUUCAAAAGCAAAAAGACUUUAUAAUCCAUCGUUUACCGAAUAUUAUAAAUAAAUAAAUAAAUAUAUAUAUAUAUAUAUAUAUACAAUUAUAUAUAAUUAUAUUUGCGCUAUUUGUUUAUUGUGAAUUUUCAUUUCAUCACAAUGACACAAGUUAUUGUUCUUAUCAGUCUAUAUGUUCACCAUAAUGGUUUUUUUAACAGAAAAAAAAAAUAAAUUUACUGUCGUAUUUAUUGUCGUAUAACACAAUGUUUUUUAUUUAACAUUUAAAUUUCAAUUAUCAAAUUUUGACAUUUUUCUUUGAAUCUUACUAAAAUCCCUUUAAAGGGACUGCUUUUCACUGAUAAUUUUUCGAAUCUUAUUUUCCGAUUAAAAUUACUUGACUUAGUGUCAAAACAUUCCGAAAAUAUGGAAAAAAAAUUGAAAAUGUUGAUUGAAUUUUAAUUAAAAAUUCUGAUUCUUGUUAAAAUGGAAAUUGUCGACCAAAAAGAAAAAAAAUAUUUAAAGCGAAUGUUUCGAAAAUUCUUAGAGAUCUUUUUAAAGAAAUAAAGGGAAAAAAUUGUGAAUGUUGAAUCAAGAGGAUAGAUAAAAAAAAUCAUGUAUAUAAAUUAAGUAGAAUUAAAUUUUACAAAAAAAAAAAAAAAAUGAUUUAAGUAGCACCUGUGAAAUCUUGUAGUUUUUAUUUUCUAAUUCUUCGAGUAAUAUUAACUAUAUGAGUUGAAAAAAAAAUUAAUAAGCUUCAAGAAUUAAUGGUUUGCUUUCUUAGAUGGAUUUCUGUGCGUAUGAAAAAAAAAUCUUUGCCAAACUAUCUGUGUGAUAAAACUUUAUAAAAGCAGCUUUACGAAAUUUUCAGCUGCUAUUUUUUUUCUUCUUUUAUUUUCUUUCGUUAAAUUAAUAGAAUAAUAUUGUAAACUCGUUACUAUCUCUGUAUAGAAAACAAAGACUUCUCUUCAAAAAAAAUCUGAGAAGUGCAAAACUAAUGGGUCUUUUACUUUUUAAACUACGAUUUCAUAAUUCUGUCGACUUCAUAUUUUCAUAAAACUGAAAAAAUAGUUUUAUUUCAUUUUUUUUUUUUAAUUUCUCGUCGAACUAAGAAUGUAUGUGCAAAAAUAUUAUUGAGCACUUUUAGAAAUAAGAAUUUAUUUUGCUGCCUGUAUAAAAAAAUAAAUAAGUAUUCGAAGGAGGAUCAUGUAGAAUCGAAAAAUAACUCAAAUAUUCUUUGUGAAAGCAAAACAGAAAGAAAAAGAAAAUAUAAAGCCUUUGAUAUUUUUCUAUUUUUCAAACGCAAUUGAAUAGAAAUAGCGAGAUCAAUGGGACAAUUUUCUGUAUUUUAGAUUUUGCAUUUUUUAUUAUAACUUUUCUCAACAAAAAGAAAAAAAAAAAGAAAAAAACCAGCUUCGCAAAUAAAAAUCAUCAGAAAAAUGUGUAUGAAUGUAAUGACCAGAUUGUUUUGCAUAAGAUUGAAAGAAUAAAAUCUAGAAAAUAAAUAAUCUAUACAGAAUUUCUUGCAUUUUUUUCUUCACACAUUUUGUUCGAUUUUCGAUAAUUAAGAAUAAACAAAACAUAAUCAGAUGAUACGAAUAUAUAUUCAUUUGAUAAAACAAAUUUUUAUUAAGUAUGUGAUCAUUUCAGAAAGUAAAUAAAAAUUUCGCGAACUAUGGAUUUUUUCAAAGAGAUACGAUAAAUAUAAAAAAAUUGCAGGAGUUCGAAAAAAACGUAAAAAUGGCCAUCGUUUGCAUUUUAACUGGGAUGAUUGAGUUAUUGACACUCGUGACAAUAACGGGAGUUUUAAUUACACUAUUGGCACUUUUUAAUCUAUUAGAAUUACUCAUUAGAGCCGUAAAUCCAGUUUGUGUUUAUUUACUUCGUCAUACCGGCAAUUUAUUCUCGUGUUCAAUCCAAUUGACGAUUCGGAAAAUGCAUCAAGUUUAUCUAAAAAUGUGUCCUGAUGAGACGAUUGAAAGUACAAUUGUUGGGACAAUUGAACCACUUCCUUCAGAUGCAGAAUUCAAUUUACCGGGUUCAUUAAAUUUAGAUGAAAAUAAUAACGUCGAUUCUAAUACUAAUUCGGAAAUUCCUAAUAUUAUCACUAAUAAUAAUUUAAACGAAACUCCUGAAAAUGUAAAUCCAGAGGAAAUUCAAAUUGACUAAUAACUUCAGAAAUAAAUAUUUUUGCAAGAUUUGCAAAUUGAAACGAUAAAAAA
Messenger RNA from Leptopilina heterotoma, 3094 nucleotides. RefSeq lists its product as uncharacterized. Bases 2613 to 3041 code for a protein of 142 amino acids. The transcript has 3 exons. The record is from RefSeq and is a predicted model, not a curated record. Lineage: Eukaryota; Metazoa; Arthropoda; Insecta; Hymenoptera; Figitidae.